This is a messenger RNA of Amblyraja radiata (thorny skate), 4685 nucleotides long. RefSeq names its product sp4 transcription factor (gene sp4). The record is from RefSeq and is a predicted model, not a curated record. The coding region runs from base 152 to 2578 and encodes 808 amino acids. Gene Ontology annotation, biological process: regulation of transcription by RNA polymerase II. Lineage: Eukaryota; Metazoa; Chordata; Chondrichthyes; Rajiformes; Rajidae. The transcript is spliced from 6 exons. Gene Ontology annotation, molecular function: RNA polymerase II cis-regulatory region sequence-specific DNA binding; DNA-binding transcription factor activity, RNA polymerase II-specific.
CUCCCACUUCCAUUUCCGUCAAUCAAGAGGAACCUGAUUAUUCCGUCCUACGCAAACAGCCAUUCGUGGAAAGAAAGGGCCAGCCCUGCCUUGUUCUGCCUACAUUUUGUACUGGCCUUAUUUUUUUUCCUCCCUUCUUAAGCAAUGCAGAAUGAGUGAUCAAAAGGAGGAAAGUAUGGCCACCCUAACUGAAGGAGGGAAACCUGGUGAAUAUUUGCAAAUCAAAACAUCAGGCUCACAGGACACCCAGCCGUCUCCUCUGGCCCUGCUCGCCGCGACUUGCAGCAAGAUCGGUUCCCCAGGCCCUGCUGACGGUGCAGCUGCCUCUAACACCCUGCAAGGCGGACAGUUACUAAUCGACCAGAGCUCCGGAGCGGUGCAGCAGCAGCAACUGGAGAUUGUGACGGCCCAGCUUAGUGGAAACGGCUGGCAGAUCAUCGCCGCCGGCCCCGCAACAACUAAAGAGAACGUUGCACAACACCAAGGGACUUCUGCCAGCAGUAGCUGCAGCAGCACAACUACCGCCUCCGCCACCAACGGCAAUGUUACAAGUGUCCAAGACAGCUCGGGUUUACCCAUCAAAGCCAGGCCCAUCGUCUCAGCAGCGGGACAGUACAAUGUGGUGCCAGUGCAAUCAUUACCAAAUACUACCAUGGUGGUCAACGCAGCAGCCACUGCCGGCGGCUCUUCCAACAGCAUCCAGUAUCAAAUCAUACCGCAACUGCAGACUGUGGACGGGCAGCAAAUUCAGAUCAGCUCGGCCAAUCUGCAGCAGGAUUUGCAUGGGCAGAUCCAGAUCUUUACCACCGGCCAUGGCCAGACGGCUCUCAUCGGCCCACAGACCAGGACCACCUCUGCAAGCACAGCCUCGCCCAGCACUGUAUUUUCUCAGUCGUCUGCCAGCGUCCCCUUCCAGAUCCGACCGGGGCUCUCCAUUCCGCUGCAGCUGCAAGGAAUUAACAUUUCCGGGACUCAGUCCCAGAUGGUCGCCACUUUGCCAAUUAAUAUUGGAGGCGGUAUGACCCUGGCCGUGCCUAUAAACAGUCUGGCGGCAGCCAGUGGAGGAGGAACUAUCCAGUUUGUCCAGCCUUUCGAUGGCGGGGUCUCGAAUGGGAAUCAAAUGAUUUCCACGCCCAUUUCCACCGCCUCUUUGAGCAGCAUGCCCGAAUCUCCUUCGUCGUCUCCUCCUUCUUCGUCCACUUCGACCUGCGUUACCACCGCCUCCCCAUCGCUGUCCUGUGUGACUUCACUGGCAAAUUCUUCCGAGACUGCCCAGUCUAUCUUCCGUACCACAUCAAGUUCGGAGAACAUCGAAGACGACCCAUCAUCAGCUGUGACUGAAGGCGAAGGUACAAAUCUUUCUCAGUCCAAUGGGUUGCAGAAUAUGCCGGAACAUGGUCAGUUUCAUCAAGUGCAGUUGGCUGUGGGACAGCAGGUGCCAAUUCAGCAACAACAUUCGUCUCAGAUCCAGCAGCAGAUUAUUCAGACAAUCCCACAACAUGCUCUGCAGACCAUCCAAAGUGCUACUGUUCCAGGACAAACUAUUCAAAAUGCUCAGUUAUCAACAAUGCAGAAUCCAACUCAGGUGAUCAUCAGGGCACCAAGUUUGACACCAUCUGGUCAAAUAAACUGGCAAACCAUUCAAUUACAAAACAUCCAGAACCUUUCAGGUGUACAGAUUCAAAAUGCUCAGCAGCUUGCUGUAACCCCUGUGUCUUCAAGUAAUUCUGGCGGAACUACUAUUGCCCAAAUUACCCCUGUUACUGUUACUGGCGGUACCAUUAAUUUAAGUGCUGCCCAGCUUGCAUCUGUUCCCAAUCUUCAGACAGUCAACAUUGGGAGUUUGAGUUCGGGUGGAGUCCAGGUGCAAGGCAUACCAGUGGCCAUCGCCAAUCUAGCAGGUCAACAGCAGAACCAGGAUGGUGGAGACACAAAAUGGCAUCUAAAAGUACAGCCUACAUCUGGUACUCCACUCACAGUAGUUGCUAAUGCUGCAUUGGGAACUGUUAGCCCUAACAACCUCGCUCAAGUGCAGCUCCAGUCAUCGAGUGACCAAGAUGGUCAACCUGGCAAAAGACUGAGAAGAGUUGCUUGUUCAUGUCCUAACUGCAGAGAUGGCGAAGGAAGAGCCUCCAAUGAGCCAGGGAAGAAGAAACAGCACAUCUGCCAUAUGGAAGGCUGUGGAAAAGUCUAUGGUAAAACAUCCCAUUUACGGGCACACCUUCGCUGGCACACUGGUGAGAGACCAUUUGUGUGCAAUUGGCUCUUCUGUGGCAAACGUUUCACACGGAGUGACGAAUUGCAGCGGCACAGAAGGACUCAUACAGGUGAGAAGAAGUUUUCCUGCCCAGAAUGUUCAAAGCGAUUUAUGCGAAGUGAUCAUCUUUCGAAACAUGUCAAAACCCAUCAGAACAAGAAAGGUGCGGCAGUUGUUCAAACUGUUGGGAAUAUCUCGCCAGACAUGGAGGCAUCUGUGGCAGAAGUUCUAGUCUCGCCCAGGAUAGUUGCCAUAACCACCGCUUCCCAGGAUUCCAGUCCAACUAUGUCAGCUGUGGCAAAUAGCAUAGAUGAAUAUUGAUUAUAUAAUAUGCAGUGGUCCAGAUUCCAUAACUCUCAACUUACUUCAAUUUAGAACCCAUAUUAAAAACGUAGAAAUCUCUGUAGGGAAGUUAAAAGGCAUUUUUAGUUUGCAAAUGUUACCUGUAAUGCAGAUGAGUCUGUCAUUUUAGCUGGACAAAGGAGUCAUGUGCAAAGUAGCUGUUUUGUUUCUGUGGUUGAAUAUUGGGAUUGAAAUAAUGUGCAGCAGCUUGCCUCUGUUUCCCUCAAAAUGCUAUUUGGAUGAUCCCUGUUGUAAACAAAUUAAUUUUUCCUACAAUUCAAAAAAACAAGAUGUUCAGUGGCGCAACUUUUUAAGGAGUUUAAUUGUUCAAUCUUAAUCUGCAGACUUUUAUUAAUUGAAAGAGAGCCCUUUUACAAAAAAUCCUAGUAGUUUUGCUUUCUGUCAUUGUUUUUGGCACAUUGUACCAGAUGGUAAUCAUGUUGAUUAUUCUAAAAUGUUUCAAAUCUCUUAGAGUGGAUGAUAGUUGAAAUUUAGAAUUCUACAUCCUCUUACCGUUUGCAUGCGUGUUUUUUUUAAGUGGAUCCAGAAACGUUGAUAGGCUGCUGCAUUGAUUCGAAACACGUAAUAAUAUUGAUUCGGCCUUGCUGGAAGGAGGUUGAUUUUAUUCCAGGUUUUAUUUACACAUGGAAUACAUCUCCAUUGUAUUUAACAUUUAAUUGCAAUGAUAAUUUUCUUACAUGUUUGACAUCUGCAGCUUUAUUUAGUUAUUGGAAUAACUUUCCAGGAUCUGUACUGGAGGAUAUCCACCAAGGGUAAUUUUAGAUACAGAAAGACUGGUGCAACUCCUAUAUGUCUGAAAACAAAAUUCUGCUCUUUUUUAGCAAAUAUUUACUUUACAGUUUUUGCAAUUAAAUUUAUGCAUGUAAUUUUUGUAUUCCUGUCAAGAUUUAUUUUUCAUUCAACUGCAAUUGUUUAAGCAGAAGUUUGUUGAUUUGUUAAAAUAUUUUCAUGGACCAGAUAACUGUUACUAACCUUGUGAGAGGGAGUUUAGUUGUUCAACUUUCAUUCAUAUAUUCAGCCUUUUUAUAUUUGCUUUUGUAUUGGUAUUUUUUUUUUUUUGCUGCUUGGUUCCAACUUUGAUUCAUUUAGUAACUGCUUUAUACCUAUUUAAACUAUCUUUGAUAAGGCCUACUCCUGGAGAUUGGCUAGGCACAGAUUUGACCUGGGUCCCAGCACAUCUCCUGAAGACUGAUUUAGUGCUCAUUCCUUUUUGUAUAAAUAUGUUUAUACCACCAACUGACGUGUACUUUGUUGGUCUUAAUUUCGUAUAGCUGUACGAAAGAAUUAUGAUAUGUAUAGUUCUAUAAAUGGUGAGUGUUGCCAUUAGUAAUACUUGCAAUUUUCCAGUGAGUUGGUGUCUGUCGCAAGUGGACAUGGCUGUAGAAAAUUACAGUUGAUUUAUUAUUUAUCACAGGUAUUUUUUAUUUUCUUCUGCAAGGCCAGGAAUGAAGUUCAUGUAUUUGUAGGUGCAAGUAAACUUGUCUUUUUGGAGAGCAGUGAAAUAUAAAAUUUAUCUAUAUAGAUUUGCAUCAUUAUAGUCAUUAACUACCUUUAUUGUGAUUACACAGGUUGUUUCUGGCCUUGCAUGGUACUUUUGCUUUAACUUAUGUCUGCUUCCAUUUGUGGUUAUAAUCAUGCAUGUAAUGAUUAAAAAUCAAUAAUUGCCCAUAAAACUAAAUUCUAAGUAACUUACAGAUGUUUAAGAAUUAAAAAGUACACGAUUAAUGUGUAAAAAAAAAAGUAAUGAUUAAAAGGAAAUAUUAUUGGUGGUGUUUGGGGAGGGAUAGAAAUUUUGAUUUUGAAUAUCAGACUUUCUACGACAAGAUUAUUAACCUGAAUAUUUUGUUACAAUAAUUCACUUGUAAAUCUUUUUUUAAAAUGUGUUUUCCUGGCAUCAUAAACUUUUAAUAAUGGAUUCUGCCAGUAUGGCCUUAAAGGCAUGAUUUGUUCACAUUUUUAUAAUGCAGAUUUGUAUAAAAGAGUACAUUUUGUGGGGGGAAAAAAUGUUUUUUUUUCACCUGCUGCAGGAAACUGAACUUGUCCAUUAAAAUAUCCUUUAAGUUAA